Messenger RNA from Saprolegnia parasitica CBS 223.65, 528 nucleotides. RefSeq lists its product as hypothetical. Bases 22 to 528 code for a protein of 168 amino acids. The transcript has 4 exons. The record is from RefSeq and is a predicted model, not a curated record. Lineage: Eukaryota; Oomycota; Saprolegniomycetes; Saprolegniales; Saprolegniaceae.
CAAGUGAAAACUCGGCGGCCGAUGAACCAAGAGACCCACGACGACCAGCCAACACUGCCCCACCUGGAUGGCAACGUCCAUCACAAGUACGAGAUAGCGAUGCAAGAGCUGCACUCGAUCAAGGGCCAGCUCCACACGAGUCUUCCAAUGCCAACGCCAGCCAUCCAAGAGCCGCGUGCAAGCGCUGUCGAGCACGAGCCGCCGUCCCCCGAGAAGAAGCUACAGAUUGCCGAAGCCGUCAUUCGGAAGCUCUACAAGAAGAACCUCGACUUGGAGAAGGCGCUGGCCGCGACCAAAGUCCAAGCCGCCGCUUGCCCUGCGACACCGCCGACGUCGACGCUGGUGCAUCCGCCAACGGUCUCGACGGUCGAGGCGAUUGGCACUAAGAAGGACGAAUACCUCCAGUUCCUUGCCGCCGAGCAAGACAAGACGAUCCGAGAGCUGCGUGCCAAGGUGGACGAGCUCCUCAAAGCGCGCCCCGAGACCGUAGGCGACGAGCACACGCACUUGAUUCAAAACCUCAAAUAG